GAUCUGUAAGUUCUGAGAGCCGGUUCCAUAGUCAGCCAUGUCUAGUGUGCGUGAACUGAAAGAUCCCUUUGGCCGAGGAAGUGGUAUUGUGAAGAUUUAUGGCGAACGUCAUCUGCUAGAAAUGGAAGAUGAUUAUCAACAUCCUGAUGAAGAACUGGAGUAUUUGAUCGAAAAUCAACUGCAGGAUGAUGACGGGAGUGAAUCUUUCCGGAAGCUGAAACAUCUUGUAAACCAUGUUUACGGACCGCAUUGUAAUUGUGAUAAGAAUAAAUGUUGCACUACCAAAUCGGAAUCUUGUCUGUUGGGUGGCAACUAUGAACCUAAUGGUGCUGAACUUGUAGUGAGAGACAAUUUAGAAGUUAUAUUCGAGUGUGUGGAGGCGUGCCGUUGUACGGCACUCUGCUGGAAUCGAUUGAUGCAGUAUGGGCCAAGAAAACAGCUCGCCAUCAGACCUAGUCUUAAUAUUCCGAAUCAACUGGGGCUCUUUACCCGACUGGCAAUCCCGAAAGGUGGCUUUGUCUGUGAAUAUGCCGGAGAAAUUCUCACUCGAGCUGAAGCAGAGAAACGAAAUCGGUUGAAUGAUCCCAGUGGACAAAAUAAUUAUGUGCUUUGUUUAAACGAGAUACUUCCGACGCAGAACACUAAAAUACAAACCUUCAUCGACCCAGAGAAAAGAGGGAACAUUGGACGCUACCUAAAUCAUAGCUGUGAUCCAAAUUGUCGGACCGUUUCCGUCCACAUCGAGGGACCUCCAGCUAGGAUAGGAAUUUUCGCCCAACGAGACGUUCUACCAGAAGAAGAACUAUUUUUCGAUUAUGGUGGAGGAAGACCGGAUCCGUCAAUCGGUUCUGUGAAAUGCUUUUGCGGCUCAUCGAACUGUCGCGGAAAUCUACCUUCGCUGCGGUACUGAAAGUGCUUUACUUUGUUCCG
Toxorhynchites rutilus septentrionalis is the source of this 930-nucleotide messenger RNA. Its product is annotated as probable histone-lysine N-methyltransferase set-23. The coding region runs from base 38 to 910 and encodes 290 amino acids. Gene Ontology annotation, molecular function: protein binding; histone H3K9 methyltransferase activity. The record is from RefSeq and is a predicted model, not a curated record. NCBI's taxonomy places the organism in Eukaryota, Metazoa, Arthropoda, Insecta, Diptera, Culicidae. Gene Ontology annotation, cellular component: nucleus. The transcript has a single exon.